Molecule: messenger RNA, 788 nt
Organism: Beta vulgaris subsp. vulgaris (sugar beet)
Lineage: Eukaryota; Viridiplantae; Streptophyta; Magnoliopsida; Caryophyllales; Amaranthaceae
Exons: 1
Coding region: 181-594 (137 amino acids)
Molecular function (GO): calcium ion binding
Source: RefSeq, a predicted model, not a curated record
CGGUCAUUUGACACUAAUAAAACAUGCACACUUUUUUUGGGUUAGCUUCGAAACAACUAUAAAUAUUGCACGCACAUCUACACUUCUCCUCCAACACAACAACUACUAAACUUUAAAACACUAAACCAAGCUUUCAUUCAACCAAACUUUUCUCUUUUCGGAAACAUAUUCGCUCCAAAAAUGAGUGUGGAACUCUUGGAUUGUGCCACAAUCACAAACUUUGUGGACGAUGAAGAGGCCUUCAAUAGCUCGGUCGAAGACCACUUUGCCCACCUAGAUACCAACCAUGACGGAAUCCUUUCUUAUUCAGAAAUGCUGAAGGAGCUUCAAAGUCUCCGUGUUUUCGAGACUCACUUUGGGGUCGAUGUUACAGUGGGGCCAGAGGAACUCGCCACCACUUAUGGUGCACUCUUCCUACAAUUCGACCACGAUCUCAAUGGGGCAGUUGAUAUACAGGAGUUCAAGGCCGAGACUAAGAGGAUGAUGCUUGCUGUAGCCAAUGGUCUAGGGUUCUUACCUAUUCAAAUGGUGCUGGAAGAAGAUAGCUUACUCAAGAAAGCUGUUGAGCUUGAGUUGGCCAAGAUUGCUGCAUAGAAGAUACCCAUGUUUAACUGUUCGGGCCCUUUCGGUCUUCACAUCAUCAGUAGAGUUUCUCCUUUCUAUACAAAUAAGUGAUGCUUCACUAGGUAGGGAGAUUUUUGUUUUAUUGAUGUAUGAGUGUAACUUUUAACAAGAUACAAAAAAAAAAAAAAUACAAGUAAUGAAGGACCAAUUUAUAUUUAUGCUAA